AUGUUACAAUGCACUAGUGAGUUGUUAGACAGCGAGAAUCACGAGGUUGGGUCAGAAUUUGGGACUUGUCACGUGUUGAUAUCGGAAAGGAAAACUUAUCAUUCAACUGUAGUGUCUCAAAUGGAACCUAUAGCUAUCAGUUCAACAGACAGCGAGUCUAGUGAUUGGGAUCUAGAUCUGUAUAAAGCAAUUAAUGCAUCACAGUUAGAGGAUUCAGCUUCUUCAUUUCCUAAUUCCAGGGGUGAUCGUUUUCUUUCACUGCCAUCUUCAUCCGGGAUAAAUAAUACAGGUCUGCAAGGAACAAUUCAACCUGAAAGAAAACCUUCUCAGAAUGGACACUCAUCUCAUUCUAAUCAUGAUAUGGAGGAUGACCAGCUUCAGAUUCUAUCCAGUUUUGGGGAUUCCAAAAGAAUACUUCCACCAUCCUUUCCACAAUCUUCAUCAAGUUCCAGGCAAAUUGUUCCUCCAAGAGGUGUAGGCAGCAGUCAAACUCGUGAAACAUAUGGAAAGACUUAUCCACAUCAAUGGCCAAAUCAUGUAAAGGCUCACAUGGAAGAAACUUUCAAUAGGGCUAGUAAUGAUGUGAUGAAGGACAACCAUGUGAGUAGGGUUCUACCUUCAUACAUGAAUCCUAUCUCUGUUCCAACUUCACAAUAUGGAGCUCAAUCUGAUCUUUAUCGCCCUGGUGUGGUUGAUGAACAAGCAGCUGUUGAUGAAAGGCUUAUUUAUCAAGUAGCAUUACAGGAUCUUAAUCAAAAGUUGCCUGAAGCAGAUUUACCCGAAGGUCUUAUGUCUGUAUCUCUUUUAAGGCACCAGAAAAUUGCAUUGGCAUGGAUGAUUCAAAAGGAAAAGAGUGUGGCGUGUUCUGGUGGAAUUUUAGCUGAUGAUCAGGGUCUUGGUAAGACCAUUUCGAUGAUUGCACUCAUACAGAAUCAGAAAUUUUUAUCAAAACCAAAAUCAGAUGAAUCUUUAAAAGCUGAAGCUUUGAAUUUAGAUGAUGAUGAUGGAAAAGAUACAGUAGUUGUAGAUGAAGAGAAUCAUGAAGUAAAGUUAAUAACCGAAGCCAGCACCUCAACACAAAAUUUUCACAACCGAAAACCUGCAGCAGGAUCACUGGUUGUGUGUCCUGCAAGUGUUCUAAGACAGUGGGCCCGUGAACUCGAUGAAAAAGUUCCAGAUGAAGCUAAGCUUGAUGUUCUAAUCUACCAUGGUGGAAAUAGAACCAAAGAUCCUGUUGAAUUAGCAAAGUAUGAUGUGGUUCUUACUACAUAUGCCAUUGUAGCAAAGGAAGUCCCAACUAAAGUGUUUGAUGAAGAAGAUGAUGAUGAUCAAAGAACUGGGGACAGAUUUGGAAUAUCUUCAUCUUUUGCUAAUAGGAAAAGAAAAGGGGUUAAUGGUGGUAAGAAAAAGAAGGGUAGAAAAGGAAUUGAUGGUUCUAUUAUUGAUUGUAGUGGAACUCUUGCUAAAGUGAAUUGGUUUAGAGUGAUAUUGGAUGAAGCUCAAACCAUAAAGAAUGCUAGAACACAAAUGUCUAAAUCUUGUUGUGGACUUAGGGCUAAAAAACGAUGGUGUUUAUCAGGGACACCUAUACAGAACUCCAUUGAUGAAGUUUUUAGUUAUUUUAGGUUUCUGAAAUGUGAUCCGUAUGCAAAUUAUAAAUCUUUUUGCAAUCAGAUUAAGAUCCCAAUAUCCAGAAGCUCUGAAACAGGUUAUAGGAAACUUCGAGCUGUUUUCAAGGCUAUAAUGCUUCGUCGAACAAAAGGCACUUUGAUCGAUGGUCAACCUAUUAUCAACUUACCUCCAAAAACCAUAAACUUGAAAGCAGUUGACUUUUCAACUGAAGAACGAGCUUUCUAUCAAAAACUUGAAACAGAAUCACGUUCAAGAUUCAAGGCAUAUGCAGCUGCAGGAACUGUAAGUCAAAAUUACGCAAAUAUCCUUCUGAUGCUUCUACGCCUUCGACAAGCAUGUGAUCACCCUUUACUUGUGAAAGGAUUCAGCUCAGAAUCUGUUAGCAGAGUCUCCACAAGAAUGGCAAAAAAUCUCCCAAAAGACAUGCAAUCCAAUUUGUUAAACCUUCUAGAAACCCUAACCAUAUGUCACUUAUGUAAAGAUCCACCUGAGGAUGCUGUGGUUACCCUAUGUGGACACGUGUUUUGUUAUCAAUGUGUGUCAGAAUACUUAACAGGAGAUGACAACACGUGUCCAGCUCCCAAAUGCAAAAGCCAAAUUGGUGCAGAUGUUGUUUUCAACAAAGCUACUUUAAGGAAUUCAGUCUUUGGUGGUGAUGAUGAUGAUGAUUAUCAUGGUGCGAGUUCUUCAAGAAUCGAUGCGAAAUCGAUUGUUUUACAACAAGAUUAUAGUUCUUCAAAAAUCAGAGCUGUUUUGGAGAUCAUUCAGUCGUUUACAGGAGCAUGUUCGAGUUCUAGUUCUAGUUCUAAUGUUGGUGAAGGACCAGUUAAAGCUAUUAUUUUUUCCCAAUGGACACGAAUGUUGGACCUUGUUGAAAUGUCACUUAAUCAGUAUUGUAUAGUGCACAGAAGACUUGAUGGAUCAAUGUCUUUGGCUUCUAGAGAUAGGGCUGUUAAAGAAUUCAACACUGAUCCUGAGGUGAUUAUUAUGUUGAUGUCACUGAAAGCAGGGAAUCUUGGUUUAAACAUGGUGGCAGCAUCACAUGUUAUUCUUUUGGAUCUUUGGUGGAAUCCAACUACUGAAGAUCAAGCCAUUGACCGAGCUCAUAGGAUCGGUCAAACCCGUCCUGUGACAGUUUCAAGACUCACCAUUAAAGAUACGGUUGAGGACAGAAUUCUUGCUCUCCAGGAGGAGAAGAGGAAAAUGGUGGCUUCGGCUUUUGGUGAGGAUCAAAGUGGAAGGUCGGGCCCUCAUUUGACUGCAGAAGAUCUGAGAUAUUUGUUCAUGGGGGCGAAUCAACCUGUUUAGAUUUAAGUUAAGUGGUGGAAAGCUAUAUGUAAAUAGUAGUAGUAGUAAUUGGUAUUGAUGUAGAGAAGGAAAAGGUUAUAUGUUUCUAUACCUAACUUUGAAUGUGCUUUUAUUCGGUUAACUUUAUGUUUCGGAUUUAUUGAGGAGUCACACUGGGCGGUUAAUUCGGUCCGAUUUUGGUUACAAAAAUAUAAAGUUAUAUAGUUGUAAAACGUAAAUAUAUAAUUGAAAUACAUAAACAUAUCAUCCAGAUUGUUUCUA
This is a messenger RNA of Lactuca saligna, 3201 nucleotides long. Lineage: Eukaryota; Viridiplantae; Streptophyta; Magnoliopsida; Asterales; Asteraceae. The record is from the annotation of a GenBank genome assembly.